Molecule: messenger RNA, 3336 nt
Organism: Emericellopsis cladophorae
Lineage: Eukaryota; Fungi; Ascomycota; Sordariomycetes; Hypocreales; Bionectriaceae
Product: putative transporter-like protein
Exons: 3
Coding region: 1-3336 (1111 amino acids)
Biological process (GO): transmembrane transport
Molecular function (GO): transmembrane transporter activity
Source: RefSeq, a predicted model, not a curated record
AUGGAGAAUCUCUUCACAGCCGAGCUCAAGCCAGGGCGCUAUCUAGGCUUUCUGAUCCUCGGCGCAUCACUGCACGAUGUCUUGACCCGCCUCAAGGCAGAGCCCCAGCGGUUCCCCCACAUCCAACUCCUCUACGCCCCCAGCCAGCCCAUCACCGAGCCCGUGCGUGUAUCCCUCCCGCAGAACGGCAUGCGCCUGUCCUUUGACGGGCCCGAACAGCGCCUGCGUCUCAUCGAAAUCCUCGACUUUGGCAAGAACCACAUCACCUUCAACGACAGGGACCUCGUGCGCCCCGGCGAGACCAUGGGUCGACCGACCUUUAAGCACAUCUACAAUCGUCUCUUCGGACCGACGUAUGAGGGGGAGUUCAUAGCGAACGCAGACAACAGCGACAGAGACAGCGGCGGCGCCAUCUACGUCCUCUCGUACCCUGGCGUGGCAUUCAACUUCCCCCUCACGGCCGACGAGCGCGAGGCGGACACGGGCGCCGUGACCCUGCUGGCCAAGAAGGAGGCCACCUCCAUGGCCAUCUUCAGCGGACCCUCCUGGGCCGAGUCGAGACCGACGCUGUGGACCGAGGUGCUGCCGAGCUGCAAGGUGACGGGGCAGAUCCCCAAGAGCAAGGACGUGUUCCCCGACGAGGUCUCGCUGGCGAGGCUGCACGGGGGCGGCAAGGUCGAGCUCCAGCGCAAGUGGCAGUCCACGGGCGCCUUUGUGAUCCAGCUCGGCGAGACGACGCCGCAGGACCUGGUGCGCGAGCUGGGGCCGCCGAGCGCCAUCUACCGCAAGAACGACCAGAGGAUGGUCAUACACAAGAUGCGCACGGCGGCCAGCGACGCGCGGGACCGGCCGAGCCACACGAGUCUGCGGCCGGAGGAGCUGACCGACACGGAUCACUCGUCGAUGAACACGGGCAGCGAGGAGGACUCGGACGAGGAGGCCAUGACGGGGGAGGAUGGCGCGCUCGGGAAUCCGUCGGGCGAGUGCUUCUACAACUACUUCUACCUCGGCUUCGACAUCCUCCUGUCGACGCCCGUCAGUCCAUCGCCGGCACCGCCUGGGCAGCAGCAGCAGCAGCAGCAAGUUGCGUCCGACGGUCAGAUCAAGACGCAUCACCCGGACCGGCUGGUCGCGACAAAGAUUGUGCUGCACGGCAACAUCCCCGGGUCGUACGAGUUCAACCGCCACCGCCGUCUGCGCUGGGAGGUGGCCUACCUGGGCUCGGUCCCGAUCACGUCCGAGUCCCCCUUUGCCGACGUGGAGGCGCGGAUGGGCGACAUGUGGCGGCAGCACAUGUCGGAGCGCGGCGGCAAGGGCAUGGUCCUCAACAGGGGCUGGGGGGACUCGCCGGGCUCGAGCUGCGAGCUGCUCGGUGGGUGGGAGGACAGCAGCGGCCGGAUCGAGGGAUCGUCGUCGUCUUCGAACGGGGACUCGACGACGACGCUGUUUGGGUUUCCUGCGAGCGAGCGAGCGAGCGCGCAAGCUCUGCUGGUCAAGUUCAUCCUCGUCGUCUUGCACCCCAGAGCCAUCAUGACGGACAGCAGCAUCAUGGGCGACGACGACAAGAGGAGGACGAGCUCGGAGAGCACCGCGCACGACCACGACAUUGAGCGCGAGGCUGGCACCGCUUCACAGACGCAAUCAACUCAACACCAGGACCCGGCCGUCACAUCCAAUGCGGAGAAAAACGUCGACGAGACGGAUGCGCCAGGCCCAGCAGCAGCAGCAGCAGCAGCAGCAGCAGCCGACGAGCCGGAAGCGCAGCGCACCAAGCUCGAGAACUUCCUCAUCAUCUUCGCCCUCUGUCUCGCGCUCUUCCUGGCCGCCCUCGACGUCACCAUCAUCACGACAGCCAUCCCCACCAUCUCGGCGCACUUCAACUCCUCCCUGGGCUACGUCUGGGUGGGCGCCGCCUACCUCCUGGGGAACUCGGCCUUUGCGCCCCUGUGGGGGAAGAUCUCCGACAUUUGGGGCCGCAAGCCCGUGCUCCUGGCGGCCGUGGCCAUCUUCUGGAUCGGGAGUCUGCUGUGCGGCGUCGCCACGAGCAUGGGCAUGCUCAUUGCCGCGCGCGCCAUCCAGGGCAUCGGCGGCGGCGGCACCAUUGUGCUGCCCAACAUUUGCAUCUCGGACCUCUUCUCGAUGCGGAACCGGGGCAUGUACUUUGGCAUCCUCGGCAUGGUCUGGGCUAUUGCGUCCGCCCUCGGUCCCAUCCUGGGCGGUCUCUUUACGAGCAAGGUCUCCUGGCGCUGGUGCUUCUACAUCAACCUGCCCAUCUCCGGCGUCGGCAUGAUCAUCCUCUUCUUUGUGCUCAAGCUGCACAACCCACGCACGCCGAUGCGCGAGGGCCUCAAGGCGAUCGACUGGACGGGUAGCGUCCUCGUCAUCGGCGGCACCCUCAUGCUCCUGCUCGGCCUCGAGUUCGGCGGCGUCAGCCAUCCCUGGGCCUCGCCCACGGUCAUCUGUCUCAUCGUCUUCGGCAUCGUCACCAUUGGCCUCUUUGUCAUCAACGAGGCCAAGGUGGCCACGUACCCCGUGAUGCCCGUCCGGCUCUUCAAGUCGAGGAACAGCGUCGCGAGCUACGCGUUUGGCUUCUUCCACGCAUUCACAUUCAUGUCGGGCAGCUACUGGCUGCCGCUCUACUUCCAGGGCGUCCUACGCGCCACAUCCCUCCUCUCGGGUGUCUAUCUUUUACCCUUUGUCGUCUCCCUGUCCCUCGUCUCCGCCGCGACCGGCGUCUUCAUCAAGAAGACGGGCAAGUACAAGAUCCUCAUCGUCGGCGGCAUGGCCAUUGCGACGCUCGGCUUCGGCCUUUUUAUCGACCUGGGUCCCCAGCGCCACUGGGCCAAGAUCAUCGCGUUCCAGAUCGUCGCCGGCAUCGGCAUCGGUCCCAACUUCCAGUCACCACUCAUCGCGCUGCAGACCAACGUGGUGCCGAGCGACAUUGGCUCGGCCACGUCCAGCUUUGCGUUUCUGCGGCAGCUGGGGACGAGCGUGUCCGUCGUCAUUGGCGGCGUCAUCUUCAACAAUGAGAUGCAGAAGCAGCAGGGCCACCUGGCCGCCGUCCUCGAGGAGCCCGGCCUCGCCAACCGCCUGUCCGGGAGCAACGCGGCGGGUAACGUGCAGCUGGUGGCCAGCCUGGACGGGCCGGACGGCGAGAUCGCCAGGCAGGCGUACUGGAACGCCCUGCAGACCAUGUACAUUGUCUACACGGUCUUUGCGGCCGUCGGCCUGUGCAUUGCCUUUGGCAUCAAGCAGGUGAACCUGAGCAAGGAGCACAAGGAGCACAAGACGGGGUUGACGACCCUCAAGGGGAGGGAUGCCCCCGAAAGCAAGUAA